AUGUCUAGCGUCCGUAUUCUCUCCCGAGGCGUUGACCUUACUACCACGAGGGUCGCCCUCCACACUCCCCGCGCCGCUAUCGGCUCCACUCUGCUUCGGCGCGAGCUCUCCUCCGCGGCUACAGUGCGGCCGACCACAUCACGGGCAUUGAGGUCCAAUGCGCCAUUGGCAGCUCCAGCUUCGCGGUCAGCACCGCGGGCUGUGCGGUUUGCGUCCACCACAAGCGAGCCUCUGAGCCAAACCCAGCUCUAUGACUUGCAUGUGGAGCGUGGGGCCAAGAUGGUCCCUUUCGCGGGCUUUGACAUGCCGCUGGUGUAUGCCGACAUGAGCCAUGUGGAAAGCCACCUGUGGACGCGCGAGAAGGCCAGUCUCUUCGACGUCAGCCACAUGGUCCAGCACCACCUUAGCGGUCCUGGAGCUGCGGAACUGUUGAAGAAGAUUACUCCGUCCUCGGUGGAUAAGCUCGCCCCAAACACAUCGACCCUUUCUUGCCUGUUAGAAGAGGGCACUGGUGGCAUGGUUGACGACUGCGUGAUCACCCGCCGCACUGAAGAUACCUUCUACUUUGUGACCAAUGCCGGCCGCCGCACCGAGGAUCUGGAAUUCCUCACUGCCGAGAUCGAGGCCUACCGGUCCAAGCAUGGUCUCGACAGCAUCAAGUGGGACAUUCUCUCUGACCGUGCCCUUGUCGCGCUACAGGGUCCCCUCGCUGCCUCCGUCCUUCAACCACUGAUUAACACCGCAAACACCCCUUCCUCUGAAACCGACCUUAGCACCCUCUACUUUGGCAACUGCCGCGAACUAUACCUCACCCUUUCGGACGGAAGUGCCAGUGCCCAUCCCCUCCUCAUUUCCCGCACAGGCUACACCGGCGAGGACGGUUUCGAGAUCUCCAUCCCCACAUCCGGUGCCCCCGACCUGCCCAAGCAAGUCACCGAGCUUCUCCUGGCUGAUAGCAGCAAGAGCCGUCUUGCUGGUCUGGCAGCCCGUGAUUCUCUCCGCCUCGAGGCCGGCAUGUGUCUCUACGGGCAUGACAUCUCAACCGCUCAAACACCCCCUGCCGCAGCCCUUGGCUGGGUUGUUGGCCGGGACCGCCGUGAUGUGGCCACCGCCACUUUCAACGGAGCAUCCACCAUUCUUUCCCAAAUCGCCAGCCCCAAGACCAUCCCUCAGCGCCGCGUGGGGUUGACAGUUGAGAAGGGGCCCCCGGCCCGCGAGGGUGCCACCGUCGUUGACAUUUCGGACCCUACCAACAUCGUCGAGGUCGGUGUUGUAACUUCCGGUCUACCCAGCCCAUCUCUAAACGGGACCAACAUUGCCAUGGCCUAUGUCAAGCAGGGUCUGCACAAGAAGGGCACCGAGCUUGGUGUUAAAGUCCGCAACAAGGUCCGCAAGGCUACCGUGGGUGGUAUGCCUUGGGUGGAGAGCAAAUUCCACCGUCCUCAGUGA
This is a messenger RNA of Penicillium olsonii, 1449 nucleotides long. The record is from the annotation of a GenBank genome assembly. Lineage: Eukaryota; Fungi; Ascomycota; Eurotiomycetes; Eurotiales; Aspergillaceae.